CUCAAAGGGACGGUAAACUAUGUUGGUCUCAAACGGGACCCAUGGUGGAGGCGCGAUUAGAUCUUCCACAGUCUUGCGUGGAUCACGACCUUGUAUCAUUGUCGAUGAUGGUCCGUUUAUGAUGAUGAUGGAAGAUGCAGUGAACGUGCAGAAGAUGGCACGUCUCACGCUGAGCUUCUCAGCGAUAGGAGGGACCCAAUAGUGCAAGAUGUCAUACACUAUCCAGUCCGGUUUGGAAGUUUCUAAGAACUUUGAGAAAGGUUUUGAAAGACCAUCGAAGGCUUUCUUGAGGUAACCGAUGUGAGUCUCUGGGACAUCAGUGAUGGCCUCAGCGUUGUUCGGGAGGUUGUCGACAAGAGGUAAUGGUAAGGAAACAAAGUUUAUGGAAAGGUUGUUGUCGGAGGAGGAGGGUGUUUUGGGAAGACGGGAGAUGUUACGAGGCGUGGAGAUGAAGGAAACGGUAUGGCCUUUUGUUGCUAUGAGCUUAGAGAGGUGUAAGUAAGGAAUCAUGUGACCUAAUGCUAGCCAUGGGAAGACUUGUUCUGUUUGAACAUCUGGCAAUCACAAAUGGCGGCUGAGUUGAUAAACUCUUGACACGUCAAAGUUAUAGAGUUAUCAACGAAAAUCAACAAGGCAAGGAGGAGAAGUUGAAGAUCAAUCGGUUUUUAUUAGCAAUGUUGGAUCAGAAGAAGCGUCUUUGAAUAACCAAGACACUUUUUGUGUAGAAUAAAUGUUUCAGUCAUCCUGUGAAGGUAUCACGGUUAAGUCUUUAGAUGUUGAUCCUUCUGAUUCAUGGCUUAAGGUGCUUGGGAGAAAAGCGGGAUGGUAUAGUCCAUUCCUCAUGGUCUGCCGUGUCAUGUCUGGGUUUUCUGAUGCCUUUUAUAUCGAGCUACCUCUCGACAACGACACAUUGGAUGAUGUUGCGUCUUCAAGAUUGUGGAGAGUAUGCUUGGUUAGAUGGGACGGUGCCUUGAUCAUUCUCCACUCAUUUAUCAGGUGUUCUUAUUACCAAAAUCCUGUUGUUUUACCUCUUCGGUUUUGAAAUGUUUUCUUUCUUUGGUUUUGAAGGGGAAAUUUUAUAAAAACAUGAUUAGAUCGUGAGGAAACUUAUGUGAAAAUUUGUGAGAUAACCUUUUGAGCAGAAUAUGUCCCCUACUGUUGUUGACGAGUCCGUUAGAGUUAGCAUGUUUAUUUGUUUCUAACACUUAUGAUAUCACUGAGCCUACUCCAAAUCGGUCUUGUGAUUUACAACUUGAUUUGAUCGUGAGGAAACUUGUAUGUGUACAUUUGUGAGAUAACAUUUGAGCAGAUAUCCUGUCUCAUGAGAUGGUUAGAUGUAAAAGUAUGUUUCAUUUGUUUUGAACACUUAUGAUCACUGAGCCUACUCCAAAUCAGUCUUGCAAUUAUAAAAUUUCCCCUGUUUUCUUU
Eruca vesicaria subsp. sativa (arugula) is the source of this 1428-nucleotide messenger RNA. The record is from the annotation of a GenBank genome assembly. Lineage: Eukaryota; Viridiplantae; Streptophyta; Magnoliopsida; Brassicales; Brassicaceae.